AUGGACACCAUGCUGACCUUCACCCUCGCACUGUGCGCUCUCCUUCCGCUCACGCGCGCGGUGCCUCCAGGAUUCCAGGUGCGACUGGUGGGCGGGUCCGGAGCGCACGAGGGGCGCGUGGAGGUGUUCUACAAUGGCGCUUGGGGGUCUGUGUGCGACGACGAGGUGGACAUCAACCUGGCUAAUGUGGUGUGCCGAGAACUCGGGUACGGACAGGGUCUCACCUGGGCACAUAGCGCCAGGUUCGGACAGGGCAGAGGAAAUAUUUGGUUGGAUAAUGUGGUGUGCAAAGGCACAGAGACUUCUCUCGCUGACUGUCGCUCUAAUGGCUGGGGUACGCACGACUGCACCCACGCUGAGGACCUGGGCGUCGUAUGUACCAAAGAGGGUCCACGCCAGGGCCAUGUACCGCGCUACAGUGAACCCGUACAACCUGCCACCUCCGAGCCUAAUCCACCAGAACAGACGCCCACACGUCGAGGUCACGAGAUUGCUCUGAACAGAAACUCUGCCCGGGUCUCUCCAGGCUCUUCACCACAACUGCAAGGCCAUCAGAUCCAACUGCGCAGGAACGGUUACGACAAUGCAGACUCACGCAGGCAAGAAAACUCUGUGCCACAAGGGCACGAACUGCCCAAUUACCUCCGAAGCAGGACCCCAAACAGACGCAAUCAGGACAGUCAACCCAGAGCAGUGGCCCAGUCGUCUGGCCCAGAGACAUAUGAAAAUCCACAGUCGAUCCCGGCGCCUCGGUCUGAACAGUCUGAUCCCAUUACCGAGCAGGACAACAGAAUGUACCCUGAUUUCACAAACGCUGUUGAACAGAGUGGAUCGGGAAGGGGGAGUUUGGAAGAGGUUCGGCUCCGCCCGGUUUUGCCUGGCACUCGGGGCAAUUCAAUGGUAACGGAAGGAGUGCUCGAAGUGAAGCAUGCUGGGAGAUGGAGGCACGUGUGUAACCUUGGCUGGGACCUGAGCAGCAGUCGAGUGGUGUGUGGGAUGCUGGGAUUUCCGAAAGCAGAGCAGCAUGACGAGCGCUUGUACAGGAAACAGUGGGACUCCAAGAUGGCGGAUUCAGCCAUGCGAUCAGCAGUCAGUAAAAAAGGUUACUGGGUAGAGAAGGUGAAGUGCACAGGAGCUGAGAUCUCCUUGUCACAAUGCCAGACUCAGCUGUCUUUCGCACGUAGUGACGUGCCGUGUAAUGGUGGGAUGCAUGCUGUGGUGCGUUGUGUACCCGGUCCGCAGUUCUCGCGCCUGUCGAGCUCUGGACAGCCUCAAGCUCCACCAGCAUCUCAGACAGUGCGUCUGAAAUCAGGUCCCAGGCUCGGAGAGGGACGUGUGGAGGUGCUGAAAGAGGGGAAAUGGGGGACAGUGUGUGAUCACCUUUGGGACGUGACCGCUGCCAGCGUAGUGUGUAGGGAGCUGGGCUUCGGCACUGCCAGAGAAGCCCUGAGAAGCGCAUACUUGGGACAAGGUACGGGUCCUAUCCAUAUGAACUCAGUGCAGUGUACAGGCCAUGAGAGCUCCAUAAAGCAGUGUAAGUAUCAGGAUGUUCCACUGUACACCUGCAAACACGGCCAAGAUGUUUCUGUUCGCUGCAACGUUCCCAAGACUGGACUGUCAGCUACGGUGCGUUUGACAGGAGGAAGAGAUGCCUUGGAGGGAAAAGUGGAGGUGUUGAUAGAUGGGCGCUGGGGGACAGUGUGCAGUGAAAACUGGGGCAUUAAAGAGGCCAUGGUGGUCUGCCGACAGCUUGGCAUGGGCUUUGCAUCCUCAGCUCACCAGACUGUGUACUGGUCUGGGAGCCCAGGUGCAGAGGAGGUCGUUCUCAGUGGGACUCACUGUAUUGGGACCGAGAUCUCGAUCCAACAGUGUAAGAGGAACGGGUAUGUUUACUGCCCUAGUGGUGGAGGAGUCAAAGCCGCCGGUGUUACCUGUGCUGAGACGGCACCAGACUUGGUGUUGGAUGCUCAGCUGGUCCAGGAGUCUGCGUACCUGGAGGAUCGUCCUCUCCACCUGCUCACCUGUGCUCAUGAGGAGCGCUGUCUCUCGUCCUCAGCCGCCCAUAUGAACUGGCCCUACGGCCACCGACGCCUGCUACGCUUCUCCUCACGGAUCAUGAAUCUGGGACGCGCAGACUUCAGGCCACGGGCCGGACGUGACGCCUGGGUUUGGCACCAGUGCCACAGACACUACCACAGCAUCGAGGUGUUCACACACUACGACCUUCUAACACUGAACGGCACAAAGAUCGCAGAGGGACACAAAGCCAGCUUCUGUCUGGAGGACACCUUCUGCCCGGAUGGCCUGCAGAAACGCUAUACCUGCUAUAACAUGGGAGAUCAGGGCAUUACAGUGGGAUGCUGGGAUACGUAUCGCCAUGACAUCGACUGCCAGUGGGUUGACGUGACUGAUGUUAGGCCUGGAGACUACAUCUUCCAGGUGGAGGUGAACCCCACGCUGGACAUGGCCGAGUCUGACUUUGAGAACAACGUGAUGCGGUGCAGAUGCAGGUACGAUGGUGGGAGAGUCUACCUGUAUGGAUGUCACGCAGGUGACGCCUACAGCGCCGAGGUCGAGGACCUGUUUGAACACCGGCGUCAGAUUUCCAACAACUUCCUCUAAUCAGCUGUAGAGGAACUGGGAAAGCAAAAAAAAGAAACUCUCCUUCGCCAUCCUCUCAUCCUGCUUCAGGACAGAGGGGAAGGAGAAGGAGAAGGUGGCCAAUGAUAACACAUUCCAGUCUGUGGGGUUUCUAGAGAGUUAUUUAAAAUUGAUUGUCAGUCAGGUGAAUACAUCGAAGUAGGACCUGGUCCAGAAUUCUGGGUCAUUUUAAUCCAGAUCUUUUAUUUUCUCUUAAUAUCUGAACCAGUUAUAAUUGAAACAGAGGUAAAAAUAAAUCAUUUAGAUCUCAUUAGCGAAGUAGUUCUGACAUUCGAGGUGGUAUCAAAAAGUUUGGAUACUAGUUCUGUAACACACCAACAGAUGGCAGCACAAGCACGCGCAGUCACAGGGAGCACCGACGUUCAUAAGUCAGCGUGCCAAAAGACAUCGUCCUGUGUACAGCGUUACCACGUCUGCUCUUUUCCUCACGAGUUUCUCGCCGGAAACAACAUGAUCUCACCUACACACCCACCCAACUCACCGGAUUUGGCUCCUGCAGACUUCCGAAGAUGAAGAUCCGGCUCGAAUCGGAAAGGGGCUUCCAGGACACGCUCCAGAAGAACACUGGGAGCUGUAUUACUGUGCAAGGGAACCGUUUUGAAGGCGAUCGUGUGGAAUAAAGUACUUUCUCAUCAACAGAGCGAGUCUUGAAACUUUUUGGUACCAACGCAGGAUGUUAGAAUGCUAGCUCAAAGUAUUAUAUAAGGAGAAUUGUUAUUAUAUAAGAAUAAAUGAGAAGGAAAAUGGGAACAUGGAGAUUGGCAAAGCUGUCAAAGUCUUUUACAAAGCAUGAUUAUCCAACAGAACGAUUUUGCAUGUACAACUGAGACGUCCGUGUUUUUCCAUUAUGUUACUGUUGCCAUAACAAUUGUGUGUAUUUUUUGUUGCUCUAAACAGAUUAGAUUGUCCUCCAGAUUUGACCAAAAAAUGAAUAUUAACUGCAUUUGUGUGUAUAAACGAAUCCGGUUUCUACAUUUUGCUUACGAACAUCAAUUGAUUGUUCUUUUCACACGUUUGCAAUCCUCGGGAUACUCCAUGACCUGACCCUUUAAUUCUGCGUUUCUUCUUCUUACUUCAUUAUGAACGUUCCCAGUUCAGUGGAAACAUCUUUCAAGACUUCAUACAUAAUCAAUCAAUCAGUAACCAGUCAGGUAGCAGGAAACACCUCGUAUGUUUCCUUCAUUCACAACAAAACGGUGCUUUAUUCAGGCCUUCUCUGCUAUGCAAACACCGACGCCCUUCUAGAAUCAUGUAUCAGAAACCUUUUCAUUAGAGUUUAUCAGGUAUUUGUGCUACUUCACAGCUACGCAGUCACGUUCCAGCCCCAGGUACAACCUCGUGUCCUCCUCGGUUCUCGGCUGUGUCGGUGCUUUGUGAUCAGUGUGUAUGUGCUUCAUCUUCAAUGUAUUGUCAUGUACAGAUUUAUUUGAAUCAUGAUUUAUAUAUUU
This is a messenger RNA of Silurus meridionalis, 4109 nucleotides long. Its product is annotated as lysyl oxidase homolog 4. The coding region runs from base 1 to 2622 and encodes 873 amino acids. The transcript has 14 exons. Gene Ontology annotation, cellular component: membrane. Gene Ontology annotation, molecular function: copper ion binding; protein-lysine 6-oxidase activity. Lineage: Eukaryota; Metazoa; Chordata; Actinopteri; Siluriformes; Siluridae. Gene Ontology annotation, biological process: peptidyl-lysine oxidation. The record is from RefSeq and is a predicted model, not a curated record.